AUGAGAAUACAGGUUUAUGAAAAUCCUGAGCUUGGAGGAAGAAAGAAGGAGUUCAGUGCGAGCUGCGAAGACUUAACGAAGUAUUUACCUAAAGGCGCCGCGUCAAUCUUGGUGCCACAAAACUCAGAGCCUUGGCAGAUUUUCACUGAUGUCCAAUUUGAGGGCGAGGUAGAAAUCUUAUAUCCUGGUGACUAUGAGACGCUGAAUGAGAUAGGACUCAAAAGUCCCGUGAGGAGCUUCCGAAAGGCACCUCAACGACUCGUUAUAAAGCUGUUUGAAAACCGUGAGUUUGGAGGAAAUAAAAAGGUUUUCUUUAAAAGCUGCGAUGACUUAACCGCUCACUUUCCGGAAGGAGCCUUGUCAGCAAUUGUGAAUGAACACUGCAGAACUGGUUGGGAGUUGUACUCAGAAACUCACUAUGGUGGGGCUAAAGUGGUCUUGAAACCUGGAAAUACUUACCCAAACGAAGGAGGAAUAAGGCGCAGGGAUUCUGUGAAGAGCUUUAGAAAAGCUCAUGAUAUUCCGGGGCCAAUGUUAUUUCGUCAAAAGCCCUCCGCUGCAAAAUUCGCAUGAUAUGAAAAUACAGGAACCGUUCAUUCAAAUAUCUGGGCCAAAUGAAGAGAAAGAACACCUCUGCUUGUAUAACUGAUCCAGAAUUUCUAGUUUUUUGAGUAAAUGGCGGAAAUAUAUAUCUGGCUUUGCCAUUUUUUAUAAUCAAUGUUGUGUAGGAGAGACAGAAUAGAUGCCUCGGUGUAAAAACUUUAGCCGCAUACGGUUAAUCUCAGUGUUAAGUUACUCUUACGCAAUACAGCUUUAUUGACGUUGUUAUUAGUUCCCUUGUCAGUGUCUGUAAUAAUAAA
Messenger RNA from Stylophora pistillata, 860 nucleotides. RefSeq names its product gamma-crystallin B-like. NCBI's taxonomy places the organism in Eukaryota, Metazoa, Cnidaria, Anthozoa, Scleractinia, Pocilloporidae. The record is from RefSeq and is a predicted model, not a curated record.